Messenger RNA from Didymosphaeria variabile, 1071 nucleotides. RefSeq lists its product as uncharacterized. Gene Ontology annotation, cellular component: mannan polymerase complex. The record is from RefSeq and is a predicted model, not a curated record. Gene Ontology annotation, molecular function: alpha-1,6-mannosyltransferase activity. Gene Ontology annotation, biological process: protein N-linked glycosylation; cell wall mannoprotein biosynthetic process. The transcript is spliced from 2 exons. Bases 1 to 1071 code for a protein of 356 amino acids. NCBI's taxonomy places the organism in Eukaryota, Fungi, Ascomycota, Dothideomycetes, Pleosporales, Didymosphaeriaceae.
AUGCAGAGGUUCUACUGCUGGGGACCCGCGAAAUCGCCCAUGCACAUGACGGCAAAUGAAAACGAAGAGUGGUACAGACACCGCCAGACGCCCGUCAUAUUCAAUCCACACAAGCCCAUCGUAAUCAACGAUACCUCGAUUAAUUACGUGAACCUCAACGGAAUAUAUUCAACGGUCGAUGCGAUCAAGAAGCAGGAGAGAGUGCUCAUCCUCACGCCAAUGCGCGAGGCAUCUAAACACCUCCCUCAGCAUUUCGAUCUACUCAGCUCCCUGACGUACCCGCACGAGCUUAUAGACCUCGCAUUUCUGGUUGGCGACAGCGAAGAUGAUACAAUGGCAGCGUUGGCGAAGGAAUUAGAAAGGGUGCAAGGCAAUCCGGAGGUUGCUUUUCACUCGACAAUGAUUGUGGCAAAAGACUUCGGUGUCAGGUCGUCUCAAGAAGUGCACGACAGGCACAGCUUCGAGGCGCAAGGCCCACGUAGAAAAGCUCUAGCGAGGGCAAGGAACUACCUGCUCGCCACAGCGUUAAGAUCGGAGCACAGCUGGGUGUACUGGAGGGACGUGGACAUCCACGACAGCCCGCCGGAGAUCAUUGAAGACUUCAUCCUACAUGACAGAGACAUUCUCGUACCAAAUGUCUGGUUCCACAGGUACAGGGAAGUCGGCGGUAAGAUGGUCGACGUCGAGGGCCGUUUUGACUAUAACUCCUGGCAAGAAACCCCCGAAUCGCUCAAAGUUGUUGCCAACGUGGAGAAAGACAAAGACUUCAUUCUUGCAGAAGGCUACAAGAAUCUCAAAAUCUUCGGUCUCCGCAACCACAUGGCACUCCAAGGCGACUGGCGAGAAGACAAAGAUGUUGAAAUCCCGCUCGACGGUAUCGGUGGCGUCAAUAUUAUUGUUAAAGCCGAUGUUCAUCGUUCCGGCAUCAAUUUCCCUUGCUAUGCGUUCGAGAACCAGGCUGAGACGGAGGGCUUCGCUAAGAUGGCGAAGAGGGCUGGGUAUGGCGUCUAUGGCCUGCCGAAUUACGUGGUGUGGCAUGUUGACACGGAUGAAAAGCCGGGCAACGCGUGA